Molecule: messenger RNA, 2021 nt
Organism: Pantherophis guttatus
Lineage: Eukaryota; Metazoa; Chordata; Lepidosauria; Squamata; Colubridae
Gene: GRB14
Product: growth factor receptor bound protein 14
Biological process (GO): negative regulation of insulin receptor signaling pathway; insulin receptor signaling pathway
Cellular component (GO): cytoplasm; plasma membrane
Source: RefSeq, a predicted model, not a curated record
GGGCAAGCCGGGCGAAAGAGAAGGUGUGUGCCUGCCUAGCUGGCUGGCUGGGGCUCUGCGGCCCCGUGAUUGCUGCUGCCCGCGAGAGGGAUGUGCCUUUAAAGCCCCGCAGCCGGCGCCGACGAGGAUGGCCGCUUCUCUGCCCGGUUUGGAGAGCCAGGCGGGCGGGGUGGCAGCCGAGCGUCGAAGACUCUGCCCAGCGAGGAGCGAGGGAGGGAGCAGCGUGGGAGAAAUCGCCUGGGUGACUCCGCCGGCUCCGGGGAUCUCGGCCCAGCUCGCCCGAGAGGACAGGACAAAAAAGGCAGAGUUUAAUAUGCCAGAAAUCCCAUCCAUACCAAAUCCUUUUCCUGAACUUUGUAUCUCUCCAUUUACAUCAGUUUUGUCAGCCAGCCUGUUGCCUAAGGCAAAUCCCAGGAUAAAACAGGUAAUUAAAGUAUAUAGUGAGGAUGAAACCAGCAGAGCUUUUGAAAUACCAAGUGAUAUAACAGCCCGAGAUUUGUGCCAGUUGCUAAUACUAAAGAAUCAUUAUGUUGAUGAUCAUAGCUGGACCCUCUUUGAACGUCUCACUUAUUUAGGUCUUGAAAGAAUAGUCGAAGACCAUGAAAUGAUUGUUGAAGUCCAUUCAAAGUGGGGAAUUGAAGAAGGCAAUAAAUUUUAUUUUCGGAAAAAUUACGCCAAAUACGAGUUCUUUAAAACCCCUGAGAUUUUUUUCCCAGAUCAUCUGGUAUCCCUCUCAAAUGAGAGCAAUGGCACAAUGAAUCACGCACAGAUACUGCAGAUGUUUUUAAGUUCCACUGCAUAUCCUGAAAUUCAUGGUUAUUUGCAUUUUAAAGAGCAAGGGAAGAAAACCUGGAAAAAAAUGUAUUUUUUGUUGCGAAGAUCUGGUCUGUAUUUUUCCACUAAGGGAACAUCAAAGGAACCACGACACCUCCAGCUUUUCAGUGAAUUCAGCAGUAGCGACAUAUAUAUGUCUCUGAGAGGCAAAAAGAUAUCUGGAGUGCCAGUCAGUUUUGGGUUCUGCUUCAAGCCUUAUAAAGCAGGAGGAACCAGAGACCUGAAAUGCCUUUAUGCAGACAGUGAGCAAAGUAGGACCUGUUGGAUGACAGCAAUUCGGUUGCUGAAGUAUGGAAUGCAGUUGUACAAGAAUUACACACAGCCCUAUCAAGGUAGAAGUGGGGGCAGUUUUCUUAGCACACCCAUGAGAAGUGUUUCAGAGAAUUCUCUUGUGGCUAUGGACUUCACAGGGAAUAAAUCCAGAAUUAUUGAAAACCCCACAGAAGCCUUAUCGGUUGCAGUCGAAGAAGGUCUAGCAUGGCGGAAAAAAGGGAGCUUACGUCUUGGUAUACAUAGCAGCCCCAGCACUUUGCAAAGUGCCCCCUCCACUACAGCUAUACACAGUUCCCAGCCGUGGUUUCAUCAUAAGAUUUCUAGAGAAGAGGCACACCAACUGAUUCUGAGGCAAGGACUGGUGGAUGGAGUUUUCUUGGUAAGGGAUAGUCAAAGCAACCCCAAAACGUUUGUGUUGUCAUUAAGCCAUGGAUUAAAAAUAAAGCACUUCCAAAUUGUGCCGUUAGAAGAGGAAGGCAAACUCUUUUAUACACUGGAUGAUGGUCACACUAGAUUCUCUGAUCUUAUUCAACUCGUGGAGUUCUACCAACUCAAUAAAGGCAUCCUUCCUUGCAAGUUAAAACAUUAUUGUGCCCGAAUCGCACUUUAGCUAAAAUAUCAACAUCUCACCCCAAGCUCACUUAGAAUAACAAAUCAAGACAGAACAUUACUUUUGAAAAAGCACUUUGUUAUGAGAAUGAAGUUGAAAAAGAAGCAAUUGAAUGUAAAUUUCAGCUUACAAAGAAGAGCUUCUAUUUCUACAGAAAAAUCAAAACACAGUACUUCCGUGUUAAGAGUUGAUUAAUCAAUGGUUAAUCUUCCAAAUAUGAACUUCGGACUGAAAUGGUGUAACUGUGCAGUGCUGGAAUCCUAGGGAGUAUUUUUCAAAAUCUCAAUAAACGUGUUUUUCACUA